This is a messenger RNA of Galeopterus variegatus (Sunda flying lemur), 1188 nucleotides long. It is a transcript of the gene FHL2, whose product is annotated as four and a half LIM domains 2. The record is from RefSeq and is a predicted model, not a curated record. The transcript has 4 exons. The coding region runs from base 21 to 719 and encodes 232 amino acids. Gene Ontology annotation, cellular component: nucleus; Z disc. Gene Ontology annotation, molecular function: transcription coregulator activity; transcription factor binding. Gene Ontology annotation, biological process: negative regulation of calcineurin-NFAT signaling cascade; negative regulation of transcription by RNA polymerase II. NCBI's taxonomy places the organism in Eukaryota, Metazoa, Chordata, Mammalia, Dermoptera, Cynocephalidae.
UUGAAAAGCCAGGUGUCAAAAUGACCGAGCGCUUUGACUGCCAGCACUGCAAGGAAUCUCUCUUUGGCAAGAAGUACCUCCUGAGAGAGGAAAGCCCCUACUGUGUGCCGUGCUUUGAGAGCAUCUAUGCCAACACCUGCGAGGAGUGUGCGAAGCCCAUUGGCUGCGACUGCAAGGACUUGUCCUACAAGGACCGGCACUGGCAUGAGGCCUGCUUCCACUGCUCGCAGUGCAAGAGCUCGCUGGUGGACAAACCCUUUGCUGCCAAGGAGGACCAGCUGCUCUGUACGGACUGCUAUUCCAACGAGUACUCGUCCAAGUGCCAGGAAUGCAAGAAGACCAUCAUGCCAGGUACUCGCAAGAUGGAGUACAAGGGCAGCAGCUGGCAUGAGACCUGCUUCAUCUGCCACCGCUGCCAGCAGCCAAUUGGAACCAAGAGUUUCAUCCCCAAAGAUAACCAGAAUUUCUGUGUGCCUUGCUAUGAGAAACAACAUGCCCUGCAGUGUGUGCAGUGCAAAAAGUACUCCCUCCCCUUCCUCAUGCGGGAUUCUUUUUCUCUGUUGACAGGACUUGGUGGCACAAAGUACAUCUCCUUCGAGGAACGGCAGUGGCACAACGACUGCUUUAACUGUAAGAAGUGCUCCCUGUCACUGGUGGGGCGCGGCUUCCUCACAGAAAGGGACGACAUCCUGUGCCCUGACUGUGGGAAGGACAUCUGAAGUCUACACAGGCACAUUCCUGCUUGUGAUCUCACACACAGAUUUAUGUAUUUUCUUUCUCAACAAGGCAGUGUUGUGCUCUGGUUUCCACCAGCCACGUCGAAACUUUCCUCUUGUGCUUCUCACCGAUACUCACGCUGUUUAAACUCUUUCAUGCUUUGUACUAGCUCAGUCCUGGGGAAGGGGAAAACCCUCGUGUAAACCCUAGAGGGGAAGAUGAUUUGCAAUUUUUGUAAUCAAGUAAGGCAAAUCCAAGUGUAAAAAUCCUUUUGAAUGAUGUCUUUAUAAAUGUAUCUUUCUUUUCACUGUGUAUUUAAUUUUUAAGUGCAAUUAACACAUGUCACGAACUUGAAAGUUUUCCAAACUAUAUAAGGUAAUGAAGAAUUGGUAUUUACAGCUCUAUAACUUCUUAUCAUGUAAAACCGAAAGCAAGAUGAUGUGACUUACAAUAAAGCUGUUCAGAACAAAA